This is a messenger RNA of Scatophagus argus, 4144 nucleotides long. It is a transcript of the gene hdac9b, whose product is annotated as histone deacetylase 9b. Gene Ontology annotation, molecular function: histone deacetylase activity. The coding region runs from base 920 to 2629 and encodes 569 amino acids. The record is from RefSeq and is a predicted model, not a curated record. Lineage: Eukaryota; Metazoa; Chordata; Actinopteri; Scatophagidae. The transcript has 12 exons. Gene Ontology annotation, biological process: chromatin organization. Gene Ontology annotation, cellular component: histone deacetylase complex.
GAUGAAGUCUCCAUCUGCAGAGAGCGAGUCAGGAGACAUGCCUUCUGGCAGGAGCUGAAGAAGACAGCUGUGUUUGGUGUGGUAUUUUUAAACGCAUCAAUGCUGCUCCAAUCCCCGCGCCUCGCCUGACCUAUUUUUAGCCAGGGCUGGCCAUUGUUCUAUUUCUGUCACCUGUGGGCCACGCAGUUGUUGAUUCACAUGCAAAUGAAGCUUGCUCCCUCCCUGGCUUGCAUUACUGCCUCAGCGAGGUGCUCAGUGCACAGUACACGGCUUUCCUAGCAACUCAGCUUUACAUUUUUCUCCGUCGCUGCUCAGACACUCUGCUGAGGAGAGGUAGAGCCACAGCCUGGGUUAGAAAGAGGAAAAGAUAGGCAGAUAAGAAAAGAAAAAGAAAGCUGGACUUGUCAUCUUCUCCUCAAACUGUGUUAGUGUUUGGAUCAGACUGAAGCAGGGCAGCAGGAGAGGGGCAGCCCUGCAGAGAGAGUGUGCCGUUUGUGUUAUUGCUCUACAGUGUGGAGUCUUGUAUCAGAGGAGGAGGCAGCGGAAGGGAGAGAGUUGCCUGUUGUCGUGGUCUCUCCCCUGAGUGGCUGAGGGGUGGCUCUUGGUGACAGGAAACGCAAGGCUUGCAAUGAGACCUGAGCGCUGAGUGGAGUAUGCUGCAGACGAUUUACGAGGGCGAGUCAAGUUUCUCCACAACAGAAGGGCGCGUUGGACACCAGCAGUUUCCCAGCCAGAGCAAGAUGCACAACGUGAACAACUCAGCCGGUCUCUGAUUCUGUGUGAAAGGCGAACUCAAAGCUUCUCAGAACAGCAACGUGGUAGGAUCAGGCACUUCUUCCUGAAUCAAGUGGACAUAAAGUCAGACGUGCCAUUGGCUGUGGAGCCCUUAUCUCCUUUGGACCUGCGCACUGAUCUGAGGAUGCUGGGACCAGGCUCGGACCCGGGACUGUGGGAGAGGCAGCUGCAGCAGGAGCUGCUGCUUAUUCAGAAGCAACAGCAGAUUCAGAAGCAGCUACUAAUCAGCGAGUUCCAGAAGCAGCAUGAGAAGUUGACCCGCCAACAUCAAGCUCAGCUCCAGGAGCACCUCAAGCUCCAGCAGGAGCUCCAGGCCAUGAAACAGCAGCAGGAACUGGCAGAGAAGGAGCGUCGUCUGGAGCAGCAGCAGCAGCAGCAGCAGCAGCAGAACCAGCAGGAGAAGGAGCAGGAGAGGCAUCGGCGAGAGCAGCAUGUUUCCAGCCUGAUCCUCAGGGGCAAGGAGCGCCCCAGAGAGAGUCUCACAGGUGCAGUGGCCAGUACCGAGGUGAAGCAGAAACUCCAAGAGUUUCUGUUGAGCAAAUCAGCAAAGGACUCUGCCAGCAAUGGAGUCAGUCAUUCUAUAAUCCACCACCAAAAGCUCUGGUACUCCAGGUCUUCUCACCAUACAUCACUGGACCAAAGCUCUCCACCCCUGGGCGGCACAUCCCCCACUUGCCAGUAUACGCUGCCGUCACCCAUAGAGAGCAAGGACGACUUCCCCUUGAGGAAGACAGCCUCUGAGCCUAACCUGAAGGUACGAUCCAGACUGAAGCAGAAGGUAGCGGAGAGGAGGAGCAGCCCGAUGCUCAAGAGAAGAGAUGGAAACGUCAUGACUCCUUACAAGAAGAGAGCUCUGGAGCUAAUGGACUCUACGCCCACGAACAGUGCCCCUGGCUCCGGUCCCAGCUCUCCCAUUGGGGCCUCCAGUGCCUUGGGGGCUGAAAAUGGUCCCUCCUCUCUGCCUACUACCACAAAAACUGAGAGAUGGCCUUCACAGCCGAGAUUAUUUCGACCUGAGGGCUCUGUGUCGAUGCUGAGCUUAUACACUUCUCCCUCCUUACCCAACAUCUCCUUUGGGCUUUCAACUGCAUCCUCACCCAUUAGUGCUGCCAUGGGGUUGAAGGACAGAUCGACAGAAAUCAGGCAUGGGCUGCCGGGGCACCUGCUGGGCCCUGUGCCCCUUCAGACGGGCCUUGAGUCUAAAGUGAGCCCCAGUCACCAGGCCCUCCUCCAACACCUCCUCCAAAAGGAGCAGAUGAGGCAGCAGAAAAUACUGUCUUCUGGCCAAGGCUCCAUGUCAUCCCACCCUCAGUCACCUCUUGCCAUGAAGGAUCGGCCCUCCAGUAGUCGGCCUAAACUACCCAAACACAGGCCCUUGAACAGGACCCAGUCUGCACCACUACCACAGAACACACUGGCCCAACUUGUCAUUCAGCAGCAACACCAGCACUUCCUGGAGAAACAGAAACAGUACCAGCAGCAGGUCCAUAUAAAUAAGCUGUUGUCCAAGUCCAUUGAACAGUUACGUCAACCCAGUGCACACCUGCAGGAAUCAGAGGAAGAGCAGGAGGAGCAACAAAGGGAGCAGACAGAGAGCAUGCAGGAGGAGAGGCUGCCCCCUGGAGGAGUCAUCCGGAAGCACACGCUGAGCAGCAGCAGCAGCAGCAGCGGCUCGAGCAGCGAGCUCCCCGACACUCACUACGGGGUCAUCAAGGUCAAAGAGGAGCCGGCUGAUAGCGAGGAUGAGGCCCUGACCAAUCAGAGCUUAGAGUCAGAGCAGAGCACCUAUCUUCACCAGGUCAAAGGAAGACUGGUGAUAAGAGCUAUGAUAUGAAAGGGGAAGACGAUGAGAUCACACACUUGCAACAUUCGCAAAUAAACAGGUCUCUACAGUAUCCACAUCCCUGCAGUUUACACAUGCCCAAAACACAGACACACACACGCACACACACAUACGCACAGCAGCCAUUGCACAGUAGGCCAGCUCUCCCCGUCACGACAUAUGACCCCUCUUUCCUCAGCUGCUGCCUGCGCUUGUCCCACACUCUAAGACUCUCUGUUUGUGAUCUGUGUGUAGUGAUCUCUGUAAAAUAUGUACGUUUCACUUUUGUGUAUAUAAUAUGAAGACAAUUUAGAUCGGUUGUUUUAAGAGCUGCUUUGGUCAUCUCGAGUCCGCUCAACUGACAAAGAGUUGUAUGUACAUAUACUGUGGACUUAGCAUCAGUGGUGAUUUCUAGAGGGAAGGUUGAACAGGUGUACAGCUUUGAAGAGCCACCUUAUGUUCCCAUUGUGUACAUUUUUGCCAUUAAGUUUUUGAAUGCUCUUCUAGCCACUUCAUUUUUGAGAACUGUCCUCACAGUGAGUUAAAGAAUUUAAAAACACUACAUACUCCACUGUUCUCAAAAUCUGUGAUGAUGUUCCAUAUUGAGUGGUCUCUGAACUGAAAUAAUAAUGAACAUCUGUCUUAGAGAGAAUGUAUACUUAAAUCCUAUCACAGGAUGCUCCCUUAGGGCAGACUUCUGCGCUAAGAGUGAGACUGCCAUUGGAAUAUGGCCCGCUGCUCAUAUUGCAAUUUGAAGGAUAAAGCACUAAAUCCCUGUUUGGGUGUGCGGGCAUCUCCCGGCACACCCCAAGUCUCUCUCUCUCUCUCUCUCUCUCUCUCUUUUUCUCUCUCUCUCUCUUUCGAAGCAGUCCCAGAACCAGGGCCGUGUUAAGCCGAGCUCUCUUCCCUCUCUCCCUCUGGGUCCAAAUCAAAGCUCGGCGGGUUCCUGCCCAGCUUUCAGCAGAGGAGUCAGACAGAGAGAGAGAGAGAGAGAGAGAGAGAGAGGGCCGGGCAGGAAAUGCCUUUUGGAAGCCAGGACUUGGAGUGAUUCAUGUGUGCAGGAAUGUUGAGAGAGGAGGACCUAGGGUUGGAGGAGUCCAAGGGGCCAAGCUUGAGAAUUGAUUUACUGUCAAGGCGAAUUACAAAGUGAGUGGGGAUAUGGUUAAGGGAGUCCCUUUUAAAGGGAAUCGCUUCCUUCGUAUUCCCCAGCGGUACGCUUACCUCAACAUGCAGGUUUGAUGUUACUUCAAUAAAAAACCCUGGAUAGGACCUUGCUUCUUUUUUUCUUGAGCCUGUUUUCCCCUGAAAGUGCCCAUUGCGACAUGUAUAGUCUGUCUUAAAGUGAUCAAUCAAAUGUAUUGCAUAGCCGUAAACCUUCCUGUUUCAUUUGUACCGUCGACUAAGUGUAAGAAAAAUGCUAGUAUGAGGUUCUGUGUUUGGAUUCAUGUGAAAAUCAAAACUGUCUGUCUUAUACUGUACAUUCAGAUUGUCUAAUGUUUUUAGUGCAAGUAAACACAAUCAGAACAA